Pomacea canaliculata is the source of this 5083-nucleotide messenger RNA. RefSeq names its product glutamate receptor ionotropic, NMDA 1-like. Gene Ontology annotation, biological process: monoatomic ion transport; regulation of membrane potential; chemical synaptic transmission. Gene Ontology annotation, cellular component: plasma membrane; NMDA selective glutamate receptor complex; synapse. The transcript is spliced from 18 exons. Lineage: Eukaryota; Metazoa; Mollusca; Gastropoda; Architaenioglossa; Ampullariidae. Gene Ontology annotation, molecular function: NMDA glutamate receptor activity. The record is from RefSeq and is a predicted model, not a curated record. Bases 536 to 3499 code for a protein of 987 amino acids.
UUAGUGGAAUGGCUUCAAAGAAACCUGCUAAUAUAAAAAAGCGUUUGUAAAAUUGUGUGUGAGAGAUCGUGAAGGUCAAUAAUCCAGUGCCGCGGUCCUGGUUGAUAAGAUUCACGUCUGGGCAGUAACUCGUAUGAACAUCAGAACCAAAGAGAAUAAUGCUGUUGUCAAAGCUUGAAAAGAAAAUAGUAAAAAAAAAAAAAAAAAUAAUCUGGACGUUUAUUGCACUCGCACAUGCACACCUGCAAGCGAAACUAAAAUACUGAUGCUCAAGCACCAUCCCCAGCAGAGCCCCCGAGACCAUUAGUUGACGUCGAUCGAUCGGCACGCGCAACACGCGCUGCGUCAGUGGCGCAGACGAAGCAGACGACCGACAGGCUCCUGCAAUUACACUCAGUGCUGCCAUGUUGCUGCAGACUCUGCGAGAGGUUUAAAUUCCGAAUGAAUAGGAUGACAACAGGAAGGCACCAACCAAUGCACAGUCACACUUAGGCUCAUCUUCAUCAUUGCAUUAGGGCUUGAAUAAGUGGCCAGUAUGGUGAGGCAGUGGUUCACCAUGGCAACUGAACACACUGCUGUCAAAACAUAUGCAGAUAUUUUGAAAAGUAUGCUUGCAGUAGUUCUGCUGCUGCUGAUGUCAGUUUCAGCUGAACCAAAGGUUGUGACAAUUGGUGCCUCACUCAGUUCUGAGCGCUAUCAGCACCAGUUCAAACUUGCUGUUGAGGCUUUGAAUCGACGGCCUCAAUUGCAGAACAGUCUUCAGUUUAAUUCAACAUCGAUUUUAAUGGAUGGGAACCCUAUUCGCUCAGCCCUGGAUGUAUGUGACAAGUUACUGGCAGAACAAGUUUUUACUGUGGUGGUGUCUCAUCCGAACUCGAGCUUUCAAGCACCAAUUUCAGUUUCCUAUACCUGUGGCUACUACAACAUCCCAGUCAUUGGGAUCUCAGCGCGUGAUAGUGCAUUUUCUGACAUAAAUGUGCACAAAAUGUUUCUGAGGACGGUGCCACCAUACUCCCAUCAGGCAGAUGUUUGGGUGGCCAUGCUGGAACAACUUGGGUGGUACCGCGUGAUUUUUGUCUACAGUGCAGAUGAAGAAGGAAGGGCAAUUCUGAGCCGUUUCCAGACCCUGGCAGAACCCAAGGAGAUUAAGAUUGAUCGGACCAUAAAGUAUAUGCCAGGACAAACUAACUACACAGAAGACCUGGUGCAGAUACACAAUCUCGAGGCUCGAGUCAUUCUGCUGACUGCCGCCACAGACGAUGCUGAGGUGUUGUUUUCUGAUGCUGAAUCCUGUGGCUUAAUGGCUGAAGACUUUGCCUGGAUUGUUUCAGAAAGGGCUUUUAAUGCUGCUACUACACCUAUUGGUGUGCUAGGUUUGCAUCUGGUAAAUGGUACUGAUGAGGAGAAGCACAUCAGUGAUGCAGUGGACAUCGUCUUUGAUGCCUUUACUCGUGUGUCUCCCUCUGCAUUGGACUCACCACCACCUUCCAAAUGCUCCGAUUUGGACAACUGGCAAAGUGGAGAAGUGAUUCUAGCGGCACUGAAGAGUACCAAAAUGUCAGGACAGACAGGGCAGCUCAGCUUUACAGAGCUGGGGGACCGAUUGGAUGCCAUGUAUGAAAUUAUGAACAUGAACACAAGCAGGCGGCAGGUUGCCGUAGGACUGUAUGGUGGCAUUCAGGUUAGCAGUGUGAAGCCUCCACAAGUGGUUGGAGCUGAUCAGGAACCUCUACGUAUGUCAAAGAAUAUCACCUGGCCAGGAGGUGUAACUGUAAAGCCAAAAGGUUUACGUAUCAAACGCAAUCUCACGGUGGUUACGCUAGGGGAAAUCCCAUUUGUUAAUGUAGAAAAAAUGCCUGCUGAUGGAAUAUGCAAGCGCCUCAAUGCGAAGAGCAAUUCUUUUCCCUGUUACAACUUCACCAGUGGCACAACUCACUGCUGCUCUGGUUACUGUAUUGACAUGCUGGAAAACAUCGCAGCCAACGUCAGCUUUAAUUUCACCAUUCAUCUCAGCAGCGAUGGUCUCUAUGGCUCCUUUGAGAGGCGCAAUGGCUCCGAGUCCAAGCAGUGGAAUGGCAUGAUGGGUGAACUCAUUGACGGAAAGGCAGACUUAAUUGUUGCUCCACUGACGAUCAACCCUGAGCGUGCUGCAUACAUUGAUUUUACCAAGCCAUUUAAAUACCAGGGGCUUAACAUUUUAGUGAGAAAGACUCAGAAAGAUUCCAGUUUGGCAUCAUUCUUACAACCUUUUCAAGACACUUUGUGGAUUCUUGUUGGACUGUCAGUACAUGUGGUGGCACUAGUUCUUUACCUUUUGGACCGCUUUUCUCCCUUUGGGCGCUUUAAGCUGGCCAAGUCGGAAGAUACAGAGGAAGAUGCCCUCAAUUUGUCUUCAGCUAUGUGGUUUUCAUGGGGAGUGCUGCUCAACAGUGGUAUAGGAGAAGGGACACCACGUAGCUUCAGUGCUCGUGUACUAGGCAUGGUGUGGGCAGGCUUUGCCAUGAUCAUUGUUGCUUCCUACACAGCCAACCUCGCUGCUUUCCUCGUGCUUGAUAGACCAGAAGCUCUUAUUUCUGGAAUUGAUGAUCCUAGGCUGAGGAAUCCAACUGAGAAUUUCCGUUAUGCGACUGUGAAAGGAAGUGCUGUGGAGAUGUACUUCAAACGCCAGGUCGAACUAUCUACCAUGUACCGCAAUAUGGAAGAUAAGAAUUACCAUACUGCUGAGGAUGCCAUUGAAGCUGUACGCAAAGGAGAAUUGCAUGCUUUCAUCUGGGACUCACCGCGUCUGGAGUAUGAGGCAGCAAAUGAUUGUGAUUUGACAACAGCUGGUGACCUGUUUGGUCGCUCAGGUCUUGGAAUUGGUUUGCGUAAAAACAGUCAUUGGACUCACCCUGUUUCCCUGGCUGUGCUGGAGCUGCAUGAGAGUGGUUUCAUGGAAGAACUAGACAAUCGCUGGAUUUUGGUUGACAGCAAGUCUCAGUGCCCAGAGGGAAACUCAGCCCCUGCAACUCUUGGGCUGACAAACAUGGCGGGUGUGUUCAUGAUGGUUGCUGGAGGAAUUGUAGCAGGUGUACUCCUCAUUUUUAUCGAAAUUGCCUACAAGCGCCACCGUGGUCUGAAAGAAAAGGAAUUAGAACUGGCACGGAAUGCUGCAGACCGUUGGCGUGGUAACAUUGAGAAACGUCGAACCCUACGACAGACACUUCAGAAGCAGAGAGAGGAGCAGAUGCGGGCUGCCAAUGCUGUGGGGAUGAAGCAACAAGAGGCUCUUACGCAAGGCAACAGCAUGACCCCUUACCGCAGGUCACCUCUUCUAGAGGGUGCUGGAAGCAAUGCCACAGGAGUAUCCCACUUUUCUCCUCCGCAGCCACUCCCUCCCCAUUUCACCUCCUCCCACAGUGCACGCGGCCAUUUUGCUCAUUCUCCGGGUGGUGUCCGUACUGGGCGCACCGUGACUUGGCACAACCCUGCUCACAACCCUGACUUCAGUGUUAUCUAAUGUUUUCAUUCUGUAUUGGAAUACUAUGUUUUGUUGUAUCAUUUGUCUUGAGAAGACAAUCUGAAUUUUAUUCUAUUUGAUGCUGCUCAUUCUCCAACCUUAUUCAUUCUAUAACAAUGAUGUACUUGCAACACCUGCUUUUCUGUAGUAUCUGUAUUAUGCAGAUACCCCAGGUAAAGUGAAUUAACUGUCAAGAAACUUUGGAGCAGCUUAUAUUCCUAUUUUUUGGGAUUGAUUUCCUUUUCAGAAGAGCUUGAGCUGUAUUUCUCAGAACUCUUUUUUUUUUUAAAUGUGAUAAAUUUUUCUCUUAUUAAUGUAAAAGAAGCAGGCUUUCUCUGAAUGAUUUUGGCUACUGUUCCUCAUCACAUUUCAUGAUCUCACAGGCUGGCCGAUAUAGUUCAAAGUCAUGGGAGAUGUUUUUCUUUUACUGUGAUUGUUUUCUAUAGUUUGCUCAUAACUUUGCUAAUAUAGUUCUUGGAAUGUUGCAACAUUUGCAUCAGUCUUCAUUCAGUCAAAAAUUUUAUAAAAUGACACCAGUGAAAGUUUAGUUUUUAAAGAAAUCCAUAUUUGAUGAAAGCCAGAAGAAUGAGAAAGAAUAGCAGAAGUGUUAACAUUCAGUGUUGUGAAUGAGCUGAUGUAAUAUCAAGAAAUUUAGACAGGAAAGAUGCUUUCUCAGCAAUAUGAUGAAGGUGAUUACAAGGCAUCUCUUUUAUAGAGUUAUUUAAACUUGGUGUUUGAAUGGAAUGGUGGUAAAAGUUGUUAUCCCUUGGCAAAUUUAAGAAUUUUUUUUUUGUAGUCUAGUGAACAUUAUUUCACCAAUGCAAAAUUAUUUAACCAGUUUUAUGUGAGACUAUGAAAAAAAACACAUGCACACUUGUUCACUUUUUUCCCUGAAUGUCCUCUGUGAAAAUGGUUAAACAAGGCUAAUAUAUAUCAUUAAUAUAUUUCUUAACAAGUAGCUACAAGGCUGCAUGUUUUCAGCUAACAUGGAUGUAAAUUUGUAAUUUCCAUCAAAGAAAGUUAAGAACACAUAAAUGCAAGUAGCAUGCUUCAAACUGAUUUUUUUUUAACAAUUUGCAAAGAAUACCAGGAAAGAUAUGUGCCACCACAAAGCAAGUGAACGGAUAACUGGUUAUAGUUGUGUUCUAGAUUUUCAUCUGUAAAACAGACCAAAACCAAAGAUAUUCUGUUCAUAUACUGGAUUUAAUGGGUUCUUAUCCAAGAUAUUGGGAGGAGGAUGUAUGUUCUGAUGGUUGGGGAAAGGGCUCAGAACAGUGUUGAUUAUUUUGCAUUUAUAUGUACAGUUCUUCUUGUGUGUUCAUGUAUGUUUGGUGCAGUAAUAUUGAUCACUUUUUAUAGUUUAGAUCAGUUGAUGCUGAUGCAUAUGAAAUGUACAGUUCAAUGUGAACAGAUUAUUAUACCUGUUUAAAUUAUUUACAUUUGCAAUAUUGUCUGCAGUUCUCAGUCUUUAAAUCUGUUUCCUACAUACCAAAUAGGCAUGAACUUAAAAUGCCUCCUAGAAAUAAAUAGUACAUUGCCUUUUCCUUUAUUGUGCUCAAACUUCAAAUAAAAGAAAAAUCUCUA